Vidua chalybeata is the source of this 4502-nucleotide messenger RNA. RefSeq names its product fibrosin like 1 (gene FBRSL1). The coding region runs from base 372 to 4373 and encodes 1333 amino acids. The transcript is spliced from 20 exons. NCBI's taxonomy places the organism in Eukaryota, Metazoa, Chordata, Aves, Passeriformes, Viduidae. The record is from RefSeq and is a predicted model, not a curated record.
UUGUCAAGGUCAUUCCGUGGAUUUAAUAUUUUUUGUGUGUGUGUGUGCCGCUCGCCCCACCGCCACCGCCACCCAGCCUUGCUCUGUGGAUUAUCAUCGCUCUGGAUCCGAGGCUCUGAACAGCAGGAUUUUUUUUUGUUGUUGUUGUUGUUGAUUUUUUUUUAAUUAUUAUUGUUAUUAUUUUUUAAGAGCUCCGGGGUUUGGAGAGGGGAAGCGGUGAGUUGGAGGGGGGCGACUUUUCUCUCCCCCCACGCCCCCCCCACUCCCACCCACCCCCCCUCUCUCCUGGCCUUCUCAUUUUCAUUUUUUAAUUUUUUUUAAUUAUUAUUAUUAUUAUUUUUAAAAUUUUUUAAUUUGCUUCUUCUUCGGCGAUGGAUGGGAAAAUCCGGCAGAGCCGGAGGUCGAGGUCGCAGCGGGACCGCGUGCGGCGGCGGGAGGCGGCGGCCCGCGACCCGCGGAACCAGAGCCCGUCCUCGGGCUCCGAGAAGGAGCCGAGCCCCGGCAAGGAGAACGGCGGCCAGAACUGCACCGCCCCGCGGGGCCCGCCGCCCGCCGCCCGCGCCGCUCGGCCCCCGCGCCGCCGCCGCCGCGAGUCCAGCUCCCAGGAAGAGGACCUGAUCGAUGGCUUCGCCAUCGCCAGCUUCAACACCCUGGAAGCGCUGGAGAAGGACAUGUCACUAAAGCCUCAGGAGCGGAAGGAGAAAUGGGAGAGGCAUCCAGGCAAGAAACCUAGAGAAUCUGAAAACUGUGUAUCUGCUGAGCCAAGUGAAAAUGGCCAUAACAAUGAUGCGGGGAGCUCCGAGAGAGAGGCAGAAAGAGGCAAGGAGCGGAUGAAGAAGAAACUCCCCUUGAAGCUAUCCAAGCAGAUGAAGGUCCCUACAAGCAGAAGUGGCAGAAAUAGCGAGGAAGACAGCAUCAGGGAGGCCACAAGCUCUCAGCGGAGCAGCUCAAGGGACCGACUCAGUGAUAGUUCUGCUCAAUCGCUUUCAGGAAGAGGCUACUCCUGUGACAGCGAGAGCGAUAUUGACGAUAAGACCGCAACGGAACUGGAGCUGACUCGUAUCAGGAGUGCCUUGAUAACAAGCAAGGCUUCUGUAGGCUCUGAGAAGCUGUUCUCCCCUGCAGCAAAUAAAGGUCCCACCUUGAAUGACAAGCCAGAAGCGAAAGCAGCCAAUGUCCCAAAGGUGUCUGGGCUAGAGCGGAGCCGGGAGCUGAGCACCGACGUGCCCUUCGCCCUGCCCAUCCCCAGCCCCCAGCCAGUCGCUGCCGUCGUGACUUCGACUUCCUCAGCGCCCACGUCAAGUGCCAGAGCAAGCCCCCUGCUGAAGAAGGAGCCAGUGAUUUCAGCACCAGCACCACCCAGGCUCACGCCUCAGCCGCAGCCUCGGCCGCAGUCGCAGCCUCAGCCUCGGCCGCAGUCGCAGCCCCAGUUAAUCCCUGACCUUCGGAGCCAGCCUCCGAGCCACAUCCCUCCGCCUCUCAACUACCAAGUGCAUCACCAGGUGGCCCACAACGGACUCAAUAAUAUCAGCCGGAGCAGCAGUGCUAGCAGUGCAACGAGCAUCAGCCUCCCGAAGCACCUGCCCCUGUCUCCCCAGAUUCCACCACACCAUUCCUCCGGCCCAGCUCUGCCCCUCUCCAUCUCUAAUCUUGCUACCUCGCACUUCUCUCUCAGAUCGCAGACCCAACACCAGCACCAUCCGGCCAUGUUCGCCACCCCACCCACGCUGCCACCUCCACCAGCGUUACCCACCAACAGCCUCGUGAUACCAGGGCACCCUGCGGAUACCAGCCUGUUGAUAUCAUUCAACCAACCAAUCAUGUAUUGCCAGCCUCAUUCGGGGAUUCUGAUUGGUACUUUGUCACAGGCAUCUCUCUUACCUCCACCAAUGAGUCCUCACGUAGAAAACCACCACAGCAUGACCUGCAGAAACAGGGAAUGCCAGGUGAAUAUUGACUCUUUCUCCUCCGUCUUUGUGGUACUCACAGGCCCACGGGCCUCUGUGUCUUUUUUUUUUCUCUCUCUCUCUCCUCUAGAUCACGAACUGCUCAGGCAAGAGCUGAACAACCGGUUUUUGGUUCAGAGUUCGGACCGGGCCGCUGCCUCACUUGGCCCGGUGCCGCUGCUGAGAGCGGAGUUUCACCAGCACCAACACACGCAUCAGCACCAACACACCCACCAGCACACAUUCACUCCUUUUCCAUCCAGCUUGCCCCAGACGCCGCUCAUGCCGCCCUCUGCACCUCCCAUGGUGCGUACCCCAGCCCAAAAUUUUGACAAGUACGCUCCCAAAUUAGACAACCCUUACUUUCGACAUUCCAACUUCUUUCCAACCUAUCCUCCAGCAAUGCCUGGAAUGCCACCCAUGCUUCCACAUUCAGGUCCCUUUGGGUCACUUCAGGGAGCAUUUCAACCGAAGACUUCAAACCCUAUUGAUGUAGCAGGUAGACCAGGCACAGUCCACCAUACGCUGCUGCAGAAGACUCCAGGGGUGUCAGACCCUUAUAGGCCUCCAGUAAGAGUAAGUAAGAAACCCGGGAAGUGGUGUGCGGUUCAUGUACAGAUCGCCUGGCAGAUCUACCAUCACCAGCAAAAGAUAAAGCAAAUGCAGCUGGAUCCCCACAAGCUAGAGAUAGGUGGUAAACUUGACCUGUUCAGCAGACCUCCCGCCCCUGGAGUGUUUCCAGGCUUCCAUUAUCCACAAGAUCUUGCCAGGCCUCUGUUUUCUACCACAGGUGCGACACAUCCAGCCACCGCCCCUUUUGGUCCCUCACCUCACCACAGCAGUUUCCUGCCUACGAACCACUUGGCAGAUCCAUUUAGCAGGUCAAGCACCUUCAGCGGCCUUGGGAACUUAGGCAGCAAUGCCUUUGGAGGAUUAGGCAGUCAUGCUCUGACUCACAACAACAUUUUUACUCACAAAGAUGGCCCAAACCUGCAGAAUUUCAAUAACCCCCAUGAGCCAUGGAAUAGGCUCCACCGGACCCCGCCGUCCUUCCCAACACCUCCACAGUGGCCCAAGCCCUCGGAUUCAGAGCGGAGCUCCUCGGUGACAAACCAUGACAGGGACAGAGAGCGGGAGCGGGAGCCCGAGAAGAGGGAUCUUUCUCUGAGCAAGGACGACAGAGACAAAGAGAGGGACCUCAUGGAUAAAAACAGACAUUCGAACAGAUCCUCGCCGGCAUCAGCCCCAGUGACGCACCAGAUAAGCAAUCUCAUCCGCAGCAACAGCCAGAGCUCCAGCGAGCCCAUCAGGCAGGUCAGCCUCGGGGACAGGGAGAGGUCCAAGGAGCCCGAGCGAGAGCACCCUGACCGGCUGAGAGAGCCGCCCAUAGCUGAACACAAGAUCAAAGAGAGCCGUUCCCCAGUGAAGGAAACUCCAAGCCAUGAUAAGAGACCCUCUGAGGACAACACAAAGCCAGUAAUCCAGUCUGUAUCCCCAUACAGCAAACCUGCACUAAGUGAGAGCCUGAAGCUUACCAAUCUAAUGAGCAAGGACAUGGAGAGAAAGACAGAGCUUCCCAGCGACCUCCAGAAGAUUAAGAAUGACAUCAAAGUCAAGGAGGAGAGGAAGGAAGACAGUGAUGUGCUAGUGGUUGGGUCUGAGCCUUCCCAGCACUCCCGGUCAGUGGAGCAUCCCCCACCGCCCACUCUCCAUGGAUUAUCAUUGCCUCACUCGAUGGCUGCCUCCAUGCCCAUCUCCAUGGGCAGCGUGCACCAGAUGAACAACAUGAAUGUCCUGGACCGCAGCAGGAUGAUGACCCCGCUCAUAGGCAUGAACCCUUUGUCAGGAAGAGAGAGGCUGCCGCAUCCCGGAUUUUCCUGGGACCCGAUGAGGGACCCCUUGCGAGAUGCCUACCGGAGCUUAGACCUGCACCGUCGAAUGGACUUCCAGCUCCGGACAGAUCCUAUCCAUAGGUUUCCUACCACCUCUGGCUUUUAUGACCAUGAGCGUUCCUACAGAGACAGGGAACCACACGACUACAACCACGAGAACCUUCUGGAAGCCCGCCGAGAGCAGGAGCGGUUGCGGCAAGUGGAGGAGCGCGAGCGCUUGCACUUACGGGAAGAACUUGAGCGUGCCAGAAUGCACCACUUGCACUCGUCCCCCAUCGAAAGCCACCUGGCACACGUGCCAUCCUUCAUGCCUCAUUUGAGCGGGAUGCAUUACCCCAGACUGAGUCCAUCCACUGCCAUGCACAACGGGAUUUUGAACAGGAACCCGCCGACCGCAGCGCUGAGCGCGCCGCCGCCUCUCGUACCAGCCAGCAGCACCAGACCUGCCUCCCCUCGCAGGACUACUCCACUCACAAACUCAGAGUCCAGGGACUAUUCCCCCUCUAGGAACCCCAAAGAAGUAGAGGCACGAUAGUCCCCAACAUUGAAUUUUAAACUCACCUGUACAUAAAACAAGCAAGCAAACAAACAAGCAGACAACAACGACAACAACAAAAAAAAACACAAACAGGAAAAAAAAAAAACAACAAAAAAAAGAAAACAA